Messenger RNA from Zingiber officinale, 1685 nucleotides. RefSeq names its product biotin--protein ligase 2-like. Gene Ontology annotation, molecular function: biotin--[biotin carboxyl-carrier protein] ligase activity. The record is from RefSeq and is a predicted model, not a curated record. Gene Ontology annotation, cellular component: cytoplasm. The transcript has 10 exons. NCBI's taxonomy places the organism in Eukaryota, Viridiplantae, Streptophyta, Magnoliopsida, Zingiberales, Zingiberaceae. Gene Ontology annotation, biological process: protein modification process. The coding region runs from base 256 to 1371 and encodes 371 amino acids.
UGAUCGAUCGAGAGAUACAACCGCGGAGACGGACAUGCCAGAUUCUUUUGCAAGAAGUCGAGCAAAGGAACAUGUAUGAGUAUGCAGAAAAGAUUAGAAGUUUGAUGAAGCAAUUGGGCAUUCCCUAUUAGCAAAGGACAGAAAGAAUACUAUUCCACCACUAGGAAACUGCCACGUGCUGUCUCUGAUACCCCGCGUCGCCGGCCCUCGUUGGUAUCGAAAUUGAAUCGGGCGGCCUUGAGACAGACCGAUUCCAUGUGCUACGCCCUAGUCCGGCCCGCCGCCACCCUCCUCAGGCUCCGUCCGAAGCAGCUUCACCGGCGAAGACUCCCGGUCUCCGCCUUCUCCCUAACCUCCUUCUCCUCCUUCUGCGGUAGUCCCAUGGACGACCGCAGUCCUGCCACUAUCCUCGUCCUCUCUGGCAAGUCCCCUCGAGAGGACGCUGUCGCUCUAUCACUCAAAUCGAGGUCGGAUACAGUGAAGCUGAUCGACGAAGAGGGAGCAGAGACUAGGGUUUUACUUGGUUCCGAGGCCGACGACGCCACCUUUGAUCCUCGUUCAUACAUGGACGCCCUCAGCGCAAGCCGGUUCGGGCGGUUCCUCAUAUGGUCCCCGAAGAUUCCCUCCACCCACGACGUCGUUUCCAAGAACUUCGCUGAGCUUCCUCUGGGCACAGUCUGCGUUACGGAUCUGCAGUACAAAGGAAGAGGUCGAGUGAAGAAUGUUUGGGAAUCGCCCAUUGGUUGCCUCCUUUUCUCCUUCACAUUGCAGAUGGAAGAUGGGCGGAAGCUGCCUCUCCUGCAGUAUGUUGUGUCUCUUGCUGUUACGGAGGCAAUCAAGACACUGUGCCAAAAGAAAGGUUUGCCAAAUCUUGAUGUUAGAAUUAAGUGGCCGAAUGAUCUUUAUCUAAAUGGCUUGAAACUCGGUGGGAUUCUUUGUACUUCAACUUAUAGAUCAAAGAAUUUCAAUGUCUGUGCGGGCAUUGGAUUGAACUUGGACAAUGAGAAACCGACUACAUGUUUGAAUGCUGCUCUGCGAGAGAUCAACCCAAGUUCAGUUCGCCUAAGUAGAGAAGAAGUUCUUGCAUCAUUUUUCAAUAAAUUUGAGACUUUUUUAGAGAUUUUCUUGACUGAAGGGUUUCAGCCUCUCGAGGAACUUUACUAUAAGACAUGGCUUCACAGUGGUCAGGAGGUUGUCAUAGAAGAAAAACAAGAGGGACAACCUGAUGAAAAGAUUAUAGUAACAGUUCAGGGAUUGACAUCUGAUGGAUAUUUGUUGGCCAUUGAUGAGGAUGAUAAGAGCUAUGCACUCCAUCCUGAUGGCAAUAGCUUUGACUUCUUCAAAGGACUGGUUAGGAGGAAGUUGGGAUGAAGAGCAAAGCCUACUGAAAUCCUGAAGUUUGCAAUUUUCACUUUCUGAAUGAUCUUAUCAGUAACUCAUUUUCAAAGAUUUUCUCAGCAAAAGUCGAUAAUAAUCUGACUGUUUUAGUAUGGAUCUGUGAAGUAAAACAAAAACUACACAUCUGUAGGUGGUAAUCUAUAGGUUAUUGUUGGGCAAUGAGAGUUAAAAGUGGAAACCUUCCAUGUUCAAAUACUUUUGGUGCUCCUGAACUUUAACAUUACUCAUGUAGUUGGGUUAAUGAAUAUCUUCUUUGUAAAAGUUACUAAUAAUAAGGUGUGUAAAUU